UCAGAAAAACAAAGUAUCCUGUAGCGUAAGCUGUGUUUAACCAGUCCUACCUACCAAAGCCUUGUCUAACUCUUUGGAUCUCGUCUUGGUAAUCUGACAAAUAUAAAAGCUCAGAGAUUUUUGUCUGUCAGAAUCAAUCGAGGGAGAAUUAUCGAGAUUGUAAUCAGUCCAAUCAAAAAUGUUGUUUAUUCCCUAGUUAAUUAUGCAAGCGAAAUAAUGAAGCAAAGAUGCUACACUAAUUCUACUCUCCUAUUAUUAAGAAAGUAAAGUGUUAGAAUGAGGGGAUUCACUAGUAAAAUUAUUGAUUGAGAUUUGGUAUCAAGUAUGAACUUAAUGUACCAGAACAACCACAAAUUAAAAAGGAAAAAGUGCCUUACUUUAGUCAUAUGAGGCACUUGUGGAAAUAUCUUGCAUUUCUGCUUAAGUGGUUUGGCCACUUUCAUCUCUGCUGAUGCUCUGGUUUGUUUUCCUGCUACAACGGCUCAUUCUGAAAAGGUGGCCCUUUGGAUAUCCGGACUUUCUUACAUCUGGAUUACUUCUGGAACUGGGAAUAAACCUCACAGACUGGAACGAGACAAAGUUCUUGAUGGAGAACAAGGUUUGGUCAGUUUCCAAGCUCAGUUCUCAGUAACGUGCUCCUCGGAAAGGAGUCCUCACCAAGAGCUAAUCACCCAAUCAGAGAUGGACUUGAAGUAAGGCAGCAAUUUUCAAUAAAAACUGAUUUCAUAAUUCCUUUUACACACUUUUAGACUGAGACAGCAAAUGUAUUAAGAUACUGUAGAGAUACUGUCUCACAAUUCGCAUUCAAGGUUUAAAUAAAUCAUUAUUUGAAGCUACAACUAUUAACAGAUUGUUUCAAAGAAAACCUUUUGAGCACAAGGUUAGAUGCAUCUCUUAUUUUGAAGAUCACUUGAAGCCUUCUGCAGGAAAUGAAGGAUUAUUUUGGGGACACCCGUGGUCCGGUAGGGACUCUUUGAAGAACCGAGAGAAAAGUUGUUCUUGUGGUUGAAGGGUCAAAUCCGAGAUGUUUAUGCUCUACAAUACACUGCUAGAAAUGUGUGCAGCUCCAACAUAUACUGUCCUAAACAAAAGGUGCGAUGUGGAUGGGGACCCACUGGAACUCUCCCAUUUGUUAACAGAAGCUGUGACAGUGGGGUGUCCUAAGCUGUUUUGGUGUGGGGAUUGAACACAGACGAGUGUGAUAAACAAAGCUUUUAAAAAAAUCAGCAGAUGAUUGAAAGAAGAAGAGAAAAUCCUGGAUGUGAAUGGAGGCAGCUGCAGUUUGGACAGUAGAGGCAACCUGGCCUGACCUGACAGGCAUCCUUCUACAUGCACUCUCACUGACGGCUCACCUUUGCCUCUGCAUUGAUUCUGCUGCCUGAACCAUGCACCCCCAGCGUCCUCUUCCCCAAGCCAUGCCUGCGCCCUCCUUAGGGCAGCACCUGCGGGACAUGACCAUGGGUCUCGGACGGGGCAAGAACUUCCUCGGAGGGAAUUUUUCCUAUGGUUUCAUCCAGUCAGUUAAGGAGUGUCUUUAUUUCCUCCUCUGCUGCUGGUGUAUAAAGGAGAUCCUUGACUGAAGGACCGAAAGAAAGUACAAGCUGUAAACUAAACAUUUGACGUAUUGAACAUUUGCUCUGUAAAAUGCAGUUUUAGUCUGCAUUUCAUUGGAGCGUAUGAAGAACGUUCUUGGAAGAGCUGUGUGUCCAUAGUAUGUCCAUUUUGAGGUUGAGGAAUCAUUCUUCAAUGCUGCUUGACUGGGGUCAACAUUUUAAAGCAUCACUCUGAAGAUCUUGGAUUUUUUUUUUUGGACUGGAAACCUGCUUUUCCUUGAUGUGCCAUUAAAUAAAUUAAA
This is a messenger RNA of Poeciliopsis prolifica (blackstripe livebearer), 1855 nucleotides long. RefSeq names its product lens epithelial protein (gene lenep). NCBI's taxonomy places the organism in Eukaryota, Metazoa, Chordata, Actinopteri, Cyprinodontiformes, Poeciliidae. The record is from RefSeq and is a predicted model, not a curated record. Gene Ontology annotation, biological process: multicellular organism development. The coding region runs from base 1386 to 1580 and encodes 64 amino acids. The transcript is spliced from 2 exons.